Messenger RNA from Nematolebias whitei (Rio pearlfish), 2295 nucleotides. RefSeq names its product Cas scaffold protein family member 4 (gene cass4). The record is from RefSeq and is a predicted model, not a curated record. The transcript has 6 exons. Gene Ontology annotation, biological process: cell migration; cell surface receptor protein tyrosine kinase signaling pathway. Gene Ontology annotation, molecular function: protein binding. NCBI's taxonomy places the organism in Eukaryota, Metazoa, Chordata, Actinopteri, Cyprinodontiformes, Rivulidae. The coding region runs from base 1 to 2295 and encodes 764 amino acids. Gene Ontology annotation, cellular component: plasma membrane; cytoplasm.
AUGGACCCAACAUGGGACAAACUUGCCAAAGCUCUGUAUGACAACACAGCAGAGUGUGCAGACGAACUUGCCUUCAAAAAGGGCGACAUCAUCACAGUGAUGAAUGAAAACAUAGCGGACACCAGUGGCUGGUGGAUGUGCUCGCUGCAUGGACGCAAUGGGCUGGCACCCGCUAACCGACUGAAGCUUUUACCAAAAACCACAACUUCUGCAGGCUCCUCGAACCUUACUGUGGAUAAAAACAAAGCUAUUCAGGCUGAGAGCAACGUCAGUGUGCAUGACAUUUACCAGAUUCCAAACGGGCUGAGACCGAUCAACAGCCUUGCCUAUGAAAGCGUAAAUAUGAUCUACAACAUCCCAUCCAAUCCUUUAUCAACCUCACAGAGUCUACCCCAGUCAGCACCUGGCACAGAGGGCCCAGAGGAACAAAAGAUUUCAGCCUUCAACACGCCCUCUAGCCCAAAAGGAGAAGUUUAUGAUUUUCUGCCCCAAGCAAAACGAGCUUCUCUGCUCACUGUGUAUGCCAUUCCACCAGUUUUGUCUCAAGACCCAAAGUAUGACAUUCCUGUUCACUCAGCUACAGGAUCCAAACAGAGAAUUGUUGGUGAAUACAGAACUUUUCCUAGUCUUCACAAACCUGAGUGGAUCUAUGACGUGCCAGUGGGCUCUGGGAAACAAAGUCCAACCAAAGAUGUAUAUGAUACCUUGCCCUCCAAAUCCACUUCCAGUCUGAUCUACGACAUUCCUCCAUCAUGUACUCCACCCAAUCAAAGAAGAAAUGUUACUGCCUCACCGUGUAACUUACCAGUGUCUGAUUCUCUUGACAUCCCAAGUCCCUAUAAAGUGUUACAAGUUCCACCUUAUGUCAACCCCCCAACUCAGCCACCCACAGAAGAGUCGGUCUAUGAUUUUCCAUCAAAGGAAGAACCCCUAAGCAGAAGUAUCCCUGAUCCCUUAGGUGAUCAUAAUCCUCCUGAGUGCAAGGGUGACUCAAGCAAUGUACUCAAAAGGGUGCGACUGCAGCGGAUGAGGAACUUUUUGGCUUGCACUACUUUCUGUGAUCCUUCAGGAAGUAAGGAAUCACUUGUGCAGGAAGACAAUCAGAGUAGACUGUUUUUCUCAGAAUCCAACAGUCAAAGAAUCAGCCUCACCUCCAGCUCAUCGACUAGCUCGUGUGACUCUCUUACUUUAAGCUCGUCUUCUCCUGAACCGCUACGAGAAGUGAUGCUCAGUCAGGACGAGGCCUGCCGCAAAGUCCUUGACCUGCAGGAGUCUGUUUGCAGGGCUGUGCCACAGCUCAUGGAUUUUGUCAGUAGUAACUGGAGAUGUAAAGAACAUCUGGAGAAACACCUGGAAGAGAUUAAAGAAGCAGUAGAAAGUAUAGUAUGCUCUUUGACAUGCUUCCUAGGUUUUGCCCAGGACGUUAAGGGAAAUGCCCGCUGUUUAACAGAUGCCAACCUGCAGACCAGACUCUACAAACAGCUGACCAUCGUAGAGGACUCCGCUGGGAUCCUACACCAAACUGCAAGCAGUCUGAAGACAGCAGGCUGGUCCCUCAGUGCACUCUGUCAGGAUCUAAGCCAAGUUCAGACACCUGACCAGCUCGAUCGCUUUGUUUUGGUGGCACGUACUGUUCCAGAUGACGUCAAGCGCCUCGUGUCCAUCAUCUACGCCAACAGCAAGCUUCUGUUUAAAACGCUUCAGAAAGAUCAAGAAUCUGUGAACACCAGAAGUCCUCCAGAGAUAAAGGAAAGUCCUGUCAAAUUGAAAAAAGGAAAAUCAGCAGAAGACAACGAUGACUAUGAAGAUUUACAGACAAAUGUUGAAGAAAGGAAGCAGGAGAAGAAACUAAUACAAAAUGACCCCCCAGUCUCUAAAAAAACUGACAUCAGUCAUCCAUCUGACUGUUCCAGCAGUGCAAGAGAACAGCCGCCAUCUUCCCAGACAGAGCACUGCCGUCUUUAUUUUGGAGCUCUUCAGAAAGCUAUCAGAGGAUUUGUGGACAGCCUUCACAAUGGCCAGCCACCAGAGAAGUUCCUCCCACAGAGUAAGCUGGUAAUCAUGGUGGGCCAGAGGUUGGUGCAUACCCUUUACAAAGAGGCCCAUCAUCGAGGGUCCUGCCAAAGCCUCCUGUGCAAGAGCCACCAUUUAUGUGCUCUUCUGAAGCAACUGGCUGUGGCCACUAAGAAAGCAGCUCUGCUCUUUCCAGAUAAGCAAGUUCUCCAGGAGGUCCAAGAGUUUGCAAGGAUACUGGCUCAAAAAGCACAACAAUUCCGGCCGUCACUUGACGUCUGA